AUGGACAGGUUACCUGGACAUCUCAUAGACAAGAUUCUCUUGGGAACAGAUCCCAAAUCUCUGUGGAAGAUGCGAUGCACGAAUAGAUCUCUACAAUCCCAUAUAUGCGACCCGUGGUUUGAAUCCGAAUACUUUUCUAGGCGAUCAGGUUUGCUUCAUGUCUCUUCAUAUGGCUCAAACAUGUUGUGCUACCACACCUUGGGAGAUUCUAGGUCAGUGAGAAAAACAAAAACCUUAAUGGAGUGUCAGAUUUUGGACUCUUGUUCUGGCCUUCUUCUUCUUUACUUCAUCAACGGGACAACACAAAGAAGUCUAUGCAUCGUAAAUCCCCUUACGAAGAAGUUUCGAUUCUUGAAUCUCUCUACGUUUAUGCGUCUGGCUAGGGUUUGUAAACGUAAAAGAGUUGUAUCCCCGAGUCCCCUCGGAUUCGCGGUUAAUCAAACCACCCGGAGUUUCAAAAUCAUUCACAUAAACCGAAAAACCGAGGUGGAAAAUCCCGGUAAAUCGAGUUAUAGGUUCGAGAUUAACUCCGGAAAUUCAUGGAGAUAUUCGAAAACGACGAUUACUUCCUGCCCAAGCAAUUUCAGUACCCUUAUGAAAAAACCUGUUUACUUGGACGGAUCUCUUCAUUGGCUGAGAAACGACGGAAGCAUCGUAGCUUUCAACCCCGAAACAGAGCAAGCACGACUGAUUCCUGUUGAGUUUCCCCAGGAAUUGCAUUCGAGAACGUUAUUCGCGGCUGGCGAAAGUAACCUAACUUUGAUAUCGGCCACGGAGGAAGUCAUUUACGUUUAUGCCCUCGAGGAUAUUCUCAGUGAUCUCAAAUGGGUUCUCGUGAAGCAGAUCAAGAACGGAGUGCUGGACGGAAAGAGGCCUGGUUAUUGGAACGUAGAGGCUUACGACGGGAAGUGUUUAGUGUUGAGUGAGGGGAGGAGGAAGAUACAAUACGGUGCCGACCGAAUGGUUCAUGUGUACGACUUGAGUGCUAACAAAUGGCUGGUCAAGAGUUCGAUUCCAGGGUGGUGCGAUGCAAAUCAAGAUAUUUUUCAGUUUACACCGUCGUCUUAUUCUGUGGUAGGACUAAGUGCUGAGAUAUUGGCUUGUGAUGAUAAUCUCAUCUCCUCUCUACGCUCGAUUAUGGGACUGAUUGAUGGAAUCUCAUCAGAAAAAGUGGAAAAGCAUUUUAGAAAAAGAUCGCUUGAAGAAGAAGAAGAAAACAAACUAGUAUUGUUGAAGAAGAUGAAGCCUUCGUAG
Arabis nemorensis is the source of this 1254-nucleotide messenger RNA. The record is from the annotation of a GenBank genome assembly. NCBI's taxonomy places the organism in Eukaryota, Viridiplantae, Streptophyta, Magnoliopsida, Brassicales, Brassicaceae.